UCCAAACCCAAGAACUGCCAAGAUGAGCAGUUUGGAAAAGGUGUAUCUGUGGUUGAGCCACAUAAGUCCCUCAUCUCUGCUCAGCUGGAGAGACACUGGUGUCAGUUCUCUGUCCUGGCUCAGCCAAGGCUUGGGUAAGUCCCCCAAAAGAGGUGCUCUGGGAAAGUGAAGAUGGAAAUGGGGAGGGGGGAACUUGCCCCUAUUCCAAACUCUGCUCAGCUCAGGCACAUGACCUGGUAACCCAUUGGAAGAUACACUCACAAAAUGAGUGGUGUAAUGGUUGUUUUCUCUCCGUCAGGCUCAAGUUGGCCCAGCCAGCAGUAGCCCCAUUCCUCAAUGGAGUUUGAAACAGAGGUCCUCUCCUAGAUCAGACGCUGGAAGAGAAAGACCUGGAAAAAUCCCUCACUCUGGAAAAAGACUGGUUGAGUAACUGAUUCACGCAGGUGCAUAUAUGCAGCGCUCCUCAGUUCCCCACCAACAUAGCAGUGUUUUCUCAGAUAGGAACAAAUUGACUUUUAUUUCCUUUUGUCCUGUCUGAGAGCCACUUGGUAGGCUUUUCACUCUGUGUGUGUGUGUGUGUGUGUGUGUGUGUGUGAGAGAGAGAGAGAGAGAGAGAGAGAGAGAGAGAGAGAGAGAGAGAGAGAGAGAAUGAGGACUAAAGCCAGAAAGGAUUCUUUCCUGAACAGGAGCUGUAUUGGUCUGUUGCACCAAACUUUCUUUCAAGGGUAGAAUGCAUAACUUUGGUGGGAUCAUGCCUGACAUUUUACCAAUGGAGAGGGAAGGGAGGGGAGCAUAGGAAUGCAGAGGAGGAGUGGACUAGACAAGAGCCCAAUUAUCUGCAUGGAGGGGGUCCCUAGAACAAAAGGGGUUGUGCGGUUGUGCAAUUUCUUCACCCCUGGGGAAGUCUGAUUCCUGGCACUUAUGAUUGCAGGUACAGCAGACUUCUCCAUUCCUACGUCUCAAGGUGGGAAAUGCAGAAUUUGCCCUAGAAUGAUGGCAUUGUUUUAGCUGCACAUUAAUAUUUGUUCAAACUUUAGGAGAUGUCCAUAUGAUACUGUGCCUAAGUAUCUAACGGUUAUCUUUUGUCUGUCUUUUUCUCCAGCAUGCCUUCUAUCGCCAGCCUUCCCAGCACUAAAGCGGAUCUUCCACCCCAGGCGCAUGUUGGGUCCUUCCCAGUCCGCCUCUUGUGCAGGGUGUCCUGCGUGCAACUAGCUGCCUUUCUCCUGGCUGUCCUGGGCUGCCUAAUGAGCAUCUGCUCCACAUCUGCCAACCUUGACUGGAGAGUGUGGCAAGUAGACAAAAUCAUGGGCAGGAACCAGCAGGGCAUUGUGGGCAUUGGCAUCUGGGGUGCCUGUUCUGUAAGAAGAGUUACUAUGAAGAAGACCAACAUGAUAUGCAUACCAUUGAACAAUGAGGAGUCUCUGCCAGCUGAAAUCAUCGUGGCCCAGGACUUGAUGCCAAUGGCCUCAGUGGCCACUGCGCUGACCGUUCUUUGGAUGGCCUUUGCUCUAUGCAACAUCUUUGAGCCGGGAAAAGACGAGAAUUUCAUCGAUACCAUCUUUUCAAUUGGAGGAAGGAUAGAGUUGGCAGCGGGUACUUGUGUACUGAUUUCCAUUGCAUGCAAUCUUCACUCUGUAUUAAGAAACGAUGGAAUUCCGCUUCCGGAGGUUUUGGGAGUGCCUCCGAUUCCCACAGAACAAAGUGCUGGAAUGGCCAUCUAUAUUGGGUUUCUUGCUGCAGCUUCGCAGCUGUUAAGUGGAACACUGGUUCUGGGUGAAAAAUAUUUUUGGAAAAUGAGUGGAAUAAACACUUCCAAGCCAAAAUUUGUACAUGACCCAGAAAGUGUUACAGACACCAAAAACCCAAAGCUGAGGAUGAGACAGUACUUCUCUUCUGUGACACUGGAAUGUGAAGAAGAAAAGCCCCCUAUCUCGCGGAGAUGUCAAAAUCAUAUUAAAACGGAAACCAUGCCAGGCUCGCUAGCAAUAUGGCUAACGAAUGGUUCCCGUCCUGUGACUGGCUUUUUAAAAAUUGAAGCAGUGGACGUUGUCUAUAUUUUCUUAUGCAUAUUCUGUUUUUUUAAAAAAACUGAAUGCUUCUGGGAUGCUUACAACAUAGUGUUAACUAUAAAUGGGGGAAUAAAUGAAAAGUAUAAAACUGUUAUAUUUAGAUAUUAA
Messenger RNA from Podarcis raffonei (Aeolian wall lizard), 2177 nucleotides. RefSeq lists its product as uncharacterized. Gene Ontology annotation, molecular function: structural molecule activity. The record is from RefSeq and is a predicted model, not a curated record. Gene Ontology annotation, cellular component: plasma membrane; bicellular tight junction. The coding region runs from base 1104 to 2177 and encodes 357 amino acids. The transcript has 2 exons. NCBI's taxonomy places the organism in Eukaryota, Metazoa, Chordata, Lepidosauria, Squamata, Lacertidae. Gene Ontology annotation, biological process: bicellular tight junction assembly; cell adhesion.